AUAUUAAAAACGCAGUGCUGUCUUCAACUCCAUCUGUAACUCAAUGCCCAUCUGUGCCCAUGCUGAUACUCUGAAAGUGUUGGGGAGUAUUGUUCACUGGAUCCAUCUCUCAAUACUGUGUCAGGCACAGCUUCAGUCAAAGCCACUGUAUUGACUGAUUUGAAGGCAUUCAAGUGGCACAGCUGUCAGAGAGCAGCAGUCACAGACUGUUAACCUCAGGAUCUGGAAGUGUUUGCGAGGCAACAAAGCUUCACAGACUCUGUCACUGUCUUCUUUUGUCAAAGUUUGGCUACUUUAAUGAGUCUUUUAUCUGCAUCAGCAGGAUCCUAACAUUUACACCCAAAGUGAGCUCAAGAGCAGCGUCUGACUCUGGCCACGCAGACACCUGCUGGAAAAUGACUCUACAGCUAUUGACUCCAGUGAACUGUGCCGGCCUCUUUCAGCCCGGCUGCUCUCUGCUACAGCUGGAUGGUGAAGUACUCCUGUUUGGUCAAAAAGGAUGGCCUAAGCGCUCAUGUCCAACAGGGGUCUUUGGGGUUCAUUUAAAAAAGGAUAGGGUAAAGUUGAGAGCCAUCUCCUUCUCUAAUGAUUCCAACUACCUUCCCCCAUUACGCUGCCCUGCUGUUUGCCGCCUGGAUCCUUACGAUGGCCUCCCGGAAUCUUACCUGAUCCAUGGUGGCCGUACUCCAAACAACGAGAUCUCUUCUAGCUUGUACAUGCUAACCGUGCAUAGUCAGGGUUUUAAUCGAAAACUCACCAUUAGUUGCAAAGAGAAGGAAUUAGUGGGUGAUCUACCAGGGGCGAGAUAUGGUCAUACAAUGAGCAUGGUUCAAAGCCAUGGUAAGAAAGCCUGUGUCUUAUUUGGAGGCAGGUCCUACAGACCUGCAGGGGAGCGGACCACAGAGAGCUGGAACAGUGUCGCCGACUGUCCUCCUCAGGUUUACCUGUUUGACCUGGAGUUCGGUUGCUGCUCUGCUCACACUCUGCCUGAGCUCAGCGAUGGCCAGUCCUUUCAUGUAUCCCUCGCCAGAGAGGACUGUGUGUACUUCAUUGGGGGUCAUUUGCUGAGCUCUGACUCCAGACCCUCGCGGGUCUUUCGACUGCAUGUUGAGCUGUUACAGGGCAGCCCUUUGCUCUCCUGUGAGUGUCUGGACACUGGUAUUUCCAUCACAAGCGCCAUUAUCACCAGAACAGGUCCAACACACAAAUACAUUAUAUUAGGCGGGUACGAGUCCGAUUCUGAAAAGAGGAUGAAGUGCGGCACUAUCGUUCUGGAUGAUGAGGGCAUCCACUUCGAGGCAUUAGAACCACCGAAGUGGUCCCCAGAUAUCACACAUAGUCGUACUUGGUUUGGUGGGAGUGCUGGGGAGGGAAAAGCCUUACUUGCUUUACCCAGUGAUGGAAGGAAUUCUCAAAAUUGCACAAAUUCUUUCUAUCUUGUGAGCUUCCGAACAGAGGAAGAAGGGAAAGAUGGAGAGGGAACCCAGGGCUGCAGCCAGGAGUCCACAGAUUAUGAUGACUCCACACCUCUGGAAGACUCCGAUGAACUCUACUUUGGUCGUGAGCUUCAUGAGCUCGACAACAGUGACAGCGAAGGAGAUACUUACAAUGAAGAUGAUGAAGAGGAUGAAACACAGACGGGCUACUGGAUUAAAUGUUGCCUGGAUUGUCAGGUGGACCCCAACAAAUGGGAGCCAUACUAUUCCACUGAGCUCCACAGGCCAGCUAUGAUCUUUUGCUCCAGAGGAGAGGGGGGUCACUGGGUCCAUGCCCAGUGCAUGGAGCUGACUGAGACUCUGCUGCUCAAACUCUCCCAAGGCAGAAAGAAGUAUUUCUGCCUUGACCACGGUGGUCUUCCCUACCAGGAGAUGACCCCCACUCGACAGGUCACCCCUAUAAAGCACACUCCAAUGAAAGUUAAGAACAGAAAGAUUUUUCAAUCUGUCAAAAUUUCUCCAAGCAAAAAGCAGUUUUUCAGGAGACUAUUUGACUGAAUCUGCAUGUGAAUGCUCAACGUUUAAAGUUUUGUUAUUCAUCCUCCCCCAUUUUUGUUAAGCUUGAUUCCGUAUACACGCGUGUAUUUAAUUGCAUUUAUCGUUACAAUUCAUUUAUACCAUUUAAACAACUGCUUUACUUUUAAGUAGGACGUUAUAACAUAGCUGUAUUUUAUCUUGCCACUGCUGUGUAAAAACAAUAAAUAAAAAAGAAAUACAUCAUGAAAAAACAAAACCUUCUGUGUCCAUCAGUGUCUUUUACUUUUCACAAAUCUACUUUAAUAGUCUUGUAUAAAUUCAAUUACGUGAAUCCGGUAAAAUGAAAUAAAUAAAUAACCAAGACUCACUCAAGUUUACCACACGUUAUCACAAUUACAAAAUGAAAUAAAACCAUGUAUAAUUUUAUUGAUAUGUGGUCUGAUGUGAAAACACUUUUUGUUCAACUGAUAAAUAUCAGUAAUAACAGCAGAGCUUACAAGUAUUGUAUAAAAACACUGCCUCCCAGGUCACU
Molecule: messenger RNA, 2505 nt
Organism: Cynoglossus semilaevis (tongue sole)
Lineage: Eukaryota; Metazoa; Chordata; Actinopteri; Pleuronectiformes; Cynoglossidae
Gene: rag2
Product: recombination activating gene 2
Exons: 2
Coding region: 396-1994 (532 amino acids)
Biological process (GO): V(D)J recombination
Cellular component (GO): DNA recombinase complex; nucleus
Molecular function (GO): protein binding; sequence-specific DNA binding
Source: RefSeq, a predicted model, not a curated record